CUUUCUGUUUGCGUGAUUUUAAAAGAUGACUGCAGCCCCCCCUCCGGUAAAACCCGGCAGCCCAUGCAGCGACCCGGGAGGAGGAGAAGCGAACACGCUCGAGGCAGAGGGAAGAAGGAAGGAGCCAGCCCAGGGACCAGAAGACGACCCCGGCUCUCUGGUGAUGGCAUGGAUCGGACACUUUUCCAGCAGCCGCUUUACCUACCUCUCAGUCCUGCCACUGUCCAGCGCCCCCGAAGUGCCACGGCACAAGACUGAUGCAGAGCUGCUCUUAGCAACCCAGUCAUGGCUGGAGAUUCUAGGAUCUUCAUGAACCAGGACAUGGACAUCGGAGUUACGUCCAGAGAGCCUAAAAAGAUUCCCAAACAGGCCCGGGAUGAUGUUCCCAUUGCCACUGACCGAACCCGCCUCAUAUCAGCAGAAGGCAAGAAGCCACGUCAGCGUUACAUGGAGAAAAGUGGCAAGUGCAACGUGCACCAUGGAAAUGUCCAAGAAACCUAUCGAUACCUUAGUGACCUCUUCACUACGCUGGUGGACCUCAAGUGGCGUUUUAAUCUUCUUGUCUUCACUAUGGUCUAUACCAUCACUUGGUUGUUUUUUGGGUUCAUAUGGUGGCUCAUUGCCUAUAUCCGGGGAGACCUGGACCAUCUUGAAGAUGAGAACUGGAUCCCUUGUGUUGAAAAUCUUAGUGGAUUUGUUUCUGCGUUUCUGUUUUCUAUAGAGACUGAGACAACAAUUGGGUAUGGCUAUAGGGUCAUAACAGAGAAGUGCCCAGAGGGCAUCGUACUGCUCCUGAUCCAGGCUAUUCUGGGCUCCAUUGUCAAUGCGUUCAUGGUGGGAUGCAUGUUUGUCAAGAUCAGCCAACCAAAGAAGAGGGCUGAAACCCUUAUGUUUUCUAACAAUGCAGUGAUUUCCAUGAGGGAUGAGAAGCUCUGUCUCAUGUUCCGGGUUGGAGACCUCCGCAAUUCCCACAUUGUCGAGGCUUCCAUUAGAGCCAAACUGAUUAAGUCCAAACAGACCAAAGAAGGAGAGUUUAUCCCCUUGAACCAAACAGACAUCAACGUGGGAUUUGACACUGGAGAUGACAGAUUGUUCCUGGUGUCACCUCUUAUCAUCUCGCAUGAAAUCAAUGAGAAAAGCCCCUUCUGGGAGAUGUCCCGCACGCAGCUGGAGAAGGAGGAGUUUGAAAUUGUGGUCAUCCUGGAAGGAAUGGUGGAAGCAACAGGGAUGACUUGCCAGGCUCGCAGCUCCUACAUGGACACCGAGGUGCUGUGGGGACAUCGCUUCACUCCUGUCCUCACCCUGGAGAAGGAUUUUUACGAAGUCGACUAUAACAGCUUCCAUAGCACUUACGAGACCAACACGCCGGUGUGCUGUGCCAAAGAGCUGGCCGAGUCUCGCCGGGAGGGCCAGCUCCUCAGCCACCUCUCCAGUGCCACCCUCCUGAGCGGAGGCAGGGAAGCAGAGACAGCGGAAGAGGAAGAAGAAGAAGAGGAAGAAGGCAGGGAGCCAGCAGGAUUGAACGGAGCCAACGGGACAGCAGGAGAGGUGAAAGAAGAUAAUCCUGUAUAACACCCGAGCUGCUGGACAGGAGAUACCCACAAAAACUUCCCGGGAGACUGGCCUGGCAAAGUCAGGAACUGACCGGGAGCCAGAGAGCUGAGAUUUACGUCCAGAUCUCUGCUGCCUGCUGCUUGAUCCUGGCCAGUCACUGCACGGCACUGUGCCUCAGUUUCCCUCCCCUUUUGUCUGUACAGUGAGGUUCUGAGCUUUGCACUUGUUUGCAAAGCGUUUUGAUCUCUGUGGACAAGGCUCACUAAACAUGAUCACUGUUAAAAUUGAAAUCCCCGCCACUGGUUGUUUCAAAAGAUGUUCAUUGGAUGUUCAGAACUCUUCCCCCUUGAGAAGGUAUUUAAAAAGUAAAAAUCCAGAAUGUACCAUCUCAGUAUAAAGAAUGUGGUUUCAUACCUUCACUUAAUUUGUGAGUCAAUGUAUUGUAGACAUUGU
Messenger RNA from Tyto alba (common barn owl), 2007 nucleotides. It is a transcript of the gene KCNJ5, whose product is annotated as potassium inwardly rectifying channel subfamily J member 5. The coding region runs from base 286 to 1572 and encodes 428 amino acids. The transcript is spliced from 4 exons. The record is from RefSeq and is a predicted model, not a curated record. Gene Ontology annotation, molecular function: G-protein activated inward rectifier potassium channel activity. NCBI's taxonomy places the organism in Eukaryota, Metazoa, Chordata, Aves, Strigiformes, Tytonidae. Gene Ontology annotation, biological process: regulation of monoatomic ion transmembrane transport; potassium ion import across plasma membrane. Gene Ontology annotation, cellular component: plasma membrane.